GUGCUGUACGAGAGCCCCGACAGCCACGGUGCAGCCGGCGGGGAGAGCCAGGAGGGGCCUGGCGAGGAGGGGCCGCCCGGCUUCGCCGCCCGCUUGGAGAAGAUCGUGGACAAGAGCAGCAAAGGCAAACACGUCAAGGUCUCCAACUCGGGGCGCUUCAAGGAGAAGAAGAAAGUGCGGGCGACGCUGGCCGAGAACCCCAACCUCUGCGCCGCCGGUGAGCGGGAGGAGAAAUGA
Molecule: messenger RNA, 237 nt
Organism: Mesitornis unicolor (brown roatelo)
Lineage: Eukaryota; Metazoa; Chordata; Aves; Mesitornithiformes; Mesitornithidae
Gene: PRR15L
Product: proline rich 15-like
Exons: 1
Source: RefSeq, a predicted model, not a curated record